Daucus carota subsp. sativus is the source of this 522-nucleotide messenger RNA. RefSeq lists its product as uncharacterized. Lineage: Eukaryota; Viridiplantae; Streptophyta; Magnoliopsida; Apiales; Apiaceae. The transcript has a single exon. The record is from RefSeq and is a predicted model, not a curated record. Bases 1 to 522 code for a protein of 173 amino acids.
AUGGUGGUUUAUGGUGCAGUUUCAACUAGUGUGACAAGAUGUGCAACUAUAUUUUAUAACCAGAAGCUUAUGUUUAGUGUCAAUGCUCAGUCUGCUAACAACAGCAGUCGAAAUUUUUUCAUUCGGCUAGCUCUCAAAACCAGCACUCAUGCCUUACUAGCAACAACUGCAGUUGCAGCAGCGGCAUCGGUUUUAAUAUAUGUGGUUGAUGCUAAUGCAGCCGACAUCCAAGCACAACAGGAUGUGGAGACCUUUUUGAACAUACCUGAUAUGUUGUCGGGCGAAUGUGAGUCUGACAAGGACUGCAAAAAGCCUAGGAUUCAGAGACCAAAGUCGAAGAAAGCAGAGUCUUGCACUGUCAGGUGUGUGAAUGCUUGUCUUCAUAGGGGUGAUGCCUUAAAAAGUCCUAGUUUGAAGGGGCCAGUGGUGGUUUUCAGGAAAGGUUUCCGGAGCCGUCAGUACUGUUUAGUGGAGUGUUCUGAUAUAUGUAAUUUGAUAGGAGAUGGUGAAGAUGGAUUUUGA